Molecule: messenger RNA, 1729 nt
Organism: Truncatella angustata
Lineage: Eukaryota; Fungi; Ascomycota; Sordariomycetes; Amphisphaeriales; Sporocadaceae
Exons: 4
Coding region: 265-1581 (438 amino acids)
Biological process (GO): lipid metabolic process
Source: RefSeq, a predicted model, not a curated record
GAAAUCUCUACUAAUUAAGGGGUCCGUCAAGCUCUCUAUGGAAGAAUUUCCCCAGGUAGUCCCUGGACAAGCAAUAUGCAAUAAGAUUCAUCCUCCAACAUCAUUCCAGACCAGCGGAGGCUUGGCCGAUUGUCAAACUGUAUACUGGCUUUCUUGACUCAAGUGCUGCAUCAAUAAGCGACCACCAGUGGAUUCUCAAAUUGUUUCUUCCGAUUCCCCAACCCAAAUUUCUCUCAUGUUUUAAUCUUUCGUAAUACCGAAACCAUGGAGAAGCACAUCGUUUACGACGAAAGCCUCACCAAGGCGGAUCGAAUUAUCCUAAAGACUCUAGCUACAGAUAUCGAGAAUCAUCCCCAAGUGGGUCGAGAAGCAACAGAUAUAAGGAAAUCCCAAGGUUUGAACCAUCAACGGGAUCGGGAUCAAGUACCAGACUUGAGCGAUGAAGAUGAAAGGUCACUAUCAUAUCUCAAUGGGAUGAACGACCCGACAAGCCCGGAUUUUGAGCCCUCUGUCUUCCAGGGAACCGAUUACUGUGACAUGGACUGGAAGAGACCUUUCAACCAAUAUGUGCUUAGACAUUACAUCCGCAUCGCCAAAUCCAUUGUCAGGGUAGAUAUUGAUGUGAUCAUGCUCACGCAUAUCAUCUUAUACUUCAGUACCUCUGUGCCCAGCGCUAUCUACCUGUUCUUCGGUUCAUUUAACUGGAUUCAUGGUAUUCUGCAUUUUUCAAUGCAAGCGUCAUAUGCGGGCGCUUAUACCUUGAUGAUGCACCAGCACAUACAUAUGCGCGGCGUUUUGAACAAGCGCUUCGCUCUUUUCGAUCAAUGUUUUCCUUACAUUACCGACCCCUUGAUGGGACACACAUGGAACUCAUACUUCAACCACCAUGUAAAACAUCAUCACAUCGAGGGCAACGGACCAGGUGAUCUGUCCUCGACUAUGGAUUAUCAGCGAGAUAGCGUUCUACAUUUCCUUCAUUAUGUAGGGAAAUUUCUUGCUUUGGUCUGGUUGGAGUUGCCCUUGUACUUUGUAUCCAAGAAGAGAUAUGGCCUCGCAGUGAAGACGUUUUUCUGGGAAGUGGGCACAUAUGUCAUGUUCUACUUCGCCUACAAGUUCAAUCCACAGGCAACAAUCUGCGUUUAUCUUCUGCCAUUUUGCCUCAUGCGCCUCGGUCUGAUGAUCGGCAACUGGGGCCAGCAUGCGUUUGUCGACAACGAGGAGCCCGACUCAGAUUACCGGUCGAGCAUCACCUUGAUCGAUGUACAGAGCAACCGCUAUUCAUUCAAUGACGGAUACCACACGUCGCAUCAUCUGAACCCUCUCCGCCACUGGAGAGAGCAUCCGAACUCUUUUCUCAAGAGUAGACAUGUCUAUGCAUCGGAAGGGGCAUUGGUUUUCCAUAACAUCGAUUAUUUCAUGAUGACGAUUAGACUAUUAAUGAAGGACUAUGAGCACUUGGCAAAGUGUUUGGUGCCAAUUGGAGAGGAACAGCUGGGAUGGACUCUGGAAGAGCGCAUUGCACAUCUUAAAAGUCGUACGCGCAGAUUUACAGCUGAAGAGAUGAAGCUCAAGUACAACUAGCAUUCGGCUGGCAGUAGAGAAACACAGGGUCACAGCAUAGAGGUCAAAAACAUAGACACGAGCGAUUGCUUAGUAGAAUGAAUAGAAUCGGAAGGUGGAAACGCACUCACAUCGAGAGCUCGAUUGUAUUCGCAUUGCAGUGCCAGAC